This is a messenger RNA of Globicephala melas (long-finned pilot whale), 1984 nucleotides long. It is a transcript of the gene GFRA3, whose product is annotated as GDNF family receptor alpha 3. NCBI's taxonomy places the organism in Eukaryota, Metazoa, Chordata, Mammalia, Artiodactyla, Delphinidae. Gene Ontology annotation, biological process: nervous system development. Gene Ontology annotation, molecular function: signaling receptor activity. The record is from RefSeq and is a predicted model, not a curated record. Gene Ontology annotation, cellular component: external side of plasma membrane; signaling receptor complex.
CGCAGAGCUCCAGCGCGAGGGGAGAGGGCACUCCGCGCCUGGUGCAGGCAGAGCGCCCUGGGACGCCGACAGUCGGCUAGCGCACCCCGCCAAUGGCGCGCCCCCCGAGCCCACGACCAAUGCUGCCUGCACUCCUGCUGCUGCUGCCGCUGCUGCUCCGAGCGGGGGACCACCUCCCCACAGAAGGCCGGCUCAUGAACAGCUGUAUCCAGGCCAGGAGGAAGUGCCAGGCCGAUCCCACUUGCAAUGCUACCUACCACUACUUGAAUUCCUGUGCCUCUAGUAUAAGCACCUCAUCACCUGCAGAGGAGCCUUCAGUCCCUGAGGACUGCAUGGAGGCAGCACAGCAACUCAGGAAUAGUUCUCUGAUGAGCUGCACAUGCCAUCGGCGCAUGAAGAACCAAGCUACCUGCCUGGACAUCUACUGGACCGUUCACCCUGCCCGUAGCCUUGGUGACUAUGAGCUGGAUGUCUCUCCCUAUGAAGAUACAGUGACCAGAAAACCCUGGAAAAUGAAUUUCAGCAAACUGAACAUGCUCAAACCAGACUCGGACCUCUGCCUCAAGUUCGCCAUGCUGUGCACUCUUAAUGACAAGUGUGACCGGCUGCGCAAGGCGUACGGGGAGGCGUGCUCCGGGUCCCGCUGCCAGCGCCACACUUGCCAAAGGCAGCUGCGCUCCUUUUUCGAGAAGGCGUCGGAGCCCCACGCUCAGGGCCUGCUGCUGUGCCCGUGCGCGCCCACCGACCAGGGUUGCGGGCAGCGCCGGCGCAACACCAUCGCCCCCAGCUGCUCACUGCCAUCGGAGGCCCCCAACUGCCUGGAGCUGUGGCACAUAUGCCUGUCCGACCCGCUGUGCAGAUCGCGCCUGGCGGAUUUUCAGACCCACUGCCAUCCCAUGGACAUCCUAGGGACCUGUGCAACAGAGCAGUCCAAAUGUCUGCGAGCAUACAUGGGGCUGAUUGGGACUGCCAUGACUCCCAACUUUGUCAGCAACGUCAAUGCCAGUGUUGCCUUAAGCUGCACCUGCCGAGGCAGUGGCAAUCUGCAGGAGGAGUGUGAGCAGCUGGAAGAGUCCUUCUCCCGAAACCCCUGCCUCAUGGAGGCCAUUGCAGCUAAGAUGCGUUUUCACAGCCAACUCUUCUCCCAGGACUGGACAGCCUCUACCUUUUCCAUGAUGGAACGCCAGAACAAAAACCCUGCUCUGAGGCCACAGCCCUGGGUGCCCUCUCUUUUCUCCUGUACACUUACCUUGAUUCUGCUCCUGAGCCUCUGGUAGCUGGACUUCCCUGGGGGCCCUCUUCUCCUUUACCACACCCAGCUGACCUGCAGCCUGCAAGGGUUGAGGAAAGGACAGCAUCAGGAAGGAGGUUUGGUAUACAACAUGGCAACCCUGACGUUACCCCACACCUCCAGUUGACUCCAGAUUAGGCCACAGUAGAAGCUGACUAGCCUAGUUCUCAUUCCCUUCACUUCUUUUUUUGUUUUGUGUUGUUGUUGUUGUUGUUGUUUUUGGCCGUGCCUCUUGGCUUUUGGGAUCUUAGUUCCCCGACCAGGGAUUGAACUGGUCCCUUGGCAGUGAAAGCUCGGAGUCCUAACCACUGGACCGCCAGGGUCAUUCCCUUCACUUCUGACUCAGGCUGCCCCUCCUUAGGACUUUAGCCAUAUCUUCUGGUGAUGUCCAGCUCUACCAGGCUCUCUCCCUACCCCUUUCUUCUGCCCACCAGCAUCACCCAGGCUCUAACAAAUCAGUCACGCUCUCUUGCAUUCUCCAGGUAGGCAGGGCUGGGUGUUCUGAAGCAACCUAGAAAGACAUUCCUCAUGGUGAGGAAAGCUGGAGCAAGACUCUUGGCCCCUUGUCUCCUCCUCUGAAUGGGGAAUGGGAACCUACUGCCUUCCCAGGGAUCCUACAGAACAUUUGAGCAUCACGAGCUAGAGCAUAUGGGCCUUGCUUUCUUCCUGCUACUGUCCCAAAGUCCCCUUAGC